UUUCAGCUAGAAAAUGGUUGCAAACAAGAAGAAGAAGAAUACUGGGCUGAGUAGGGAGGAGCUGAUGAUGAUGUGUAUUGGAGAUGUUAUUCAGGAACUGAUCCUAGCUCACGAUGAAGGGAAAGAUGCAAAUCUGAAUAAAGUCAAGAGAAAGUUUGCAUCAAAAUAUCAACUAGAAUCUGCUCCUAGACUGGUAGAUAUUAUUGCAGCAGUUCCAGCCCAAUAUAAAAAGAUUCUGGUCCCUAAGCUAAGAGCUAAACCUGUAAGAACUGCCAGUGGAAUUGCUGUUGUAGCCCUCAUGUGCAAGCCACACAGGUGUCCUCACAUCAACUUUACUGGGAAUAUCUGCGUAUACUGCCCAGGAGGGCCAGACUCAGAUUUUGAGUAUUCAACUCAGUCGUAUACCGGUUAUGAACCUACUAGUAUGCGAGCUAUCAGAGCCAGAUACGAUCCUUUUCUACAGACUAAACAUAGGGUUGAUCAGCUGAAACAGCUGGGGCACAGUGUUGAUAAGGUGGAGUUUAUUGUGAUGGGUGGAACCUUUAUGGCGCUGCCAGACGAUUAUAAAGAUUAUUUUAUCAGAAAUCUUCAUGAUGCAUUGUCCGGUCACUGCAGUAAUAAUGUGGACGAGGCAGUCAAAUAUAGUGAGAAGAGUCUUACGAAGUGUAUUGGAAUAACAAUUGAAACGAGACCAGACUACUGUCUUAAGAAACAUCUUUCCCAGAUGCUUAGUUACGGGUGCACGAGGCUCGAGAUUGGCGUUCAGUCCGUUUAUGAGGACGUAGCGAGGGAUACGAACCGAGGACAUACAGUUCGAGCUGUCUGUGAAUCCUUCCAUCAGUCCAAGGAUGCAGGAUUCAAGGUUGUAACCCAUAUGAUGCCUGAUCUGCCUAAUGUUGGCCUAGAGCGUGAUAUUGAACAAUUUAUGGAGUUCUUUGAGAACCCGGCCUUCAGACCUGAUGGUCUCAAACUCUAUCCUACUCUGGUUUCACUAUUAUAAGGUUUGUAUGAACUGUGGAAGACAGGGCGGUACAGAAGCUACCCAGCAGCUACCCUUGUAGAUCUGGUCGCUAGGAUACUAGCCCUGGUUCCCCCUUGGACAAGGGUUUACAGGGUUCAGCGAGAUAUACCUAUGCCCUUGGUAACUAGUGGGGUUGAGCACGGAAAUCUGAGAGAGCUUGCUCUGGCCAGGAUGAAGGAUUUCGGAACAGAAUGCAGGGAUGUCAGAACCAGAGAGGUCGGGAUACAGGAGAUACAUAACAAGGUUCGUCCGUAUGAAAUAGAAUUGAUCCGACGGGAUUAUGUUGCUAAUGGAGGAUGGGAAACCUUCUUAAGCUACGAGGAUCCGGAACAGGAUAUCCUGGUCGGACUACUCAGGCUUAGGAAACUCUCAGAGGAGGUCUUCAGGCCUGAGUUGAAGGGAGGAGUAUCUAUGGUUCGAGAACUUCAUGUCUAUGGCAGUGUUGUCCCAGUAGCUGCAAGAGAUCCGAGUAAGUUCCAGCACCAAGGGUUCGGGACCCUGCUCAUGGAGGAGGCGGAGAGGAUCGCUAGGGAAGAACAUGGAUCAGGAAAGCUGUCUGUUAUAUCCGGUGUUGGUACGAGGAACUACUAUCGGAAACUGGGAUAUGAACUGGACGGUCCUUAUAUGUCAAAAAUGCUAUAAAUCUAAGAAAUAUGAAAUAAAUUUAUUAUUAUUUUGAAUUUUCAGAAAAA
Eurytemora carolleeae is the source of this 1713-nucleotide messenger RNA. It is a transcript of the gene Elp3, whose product is annotated as elongator complex protein 3-like. Gene Ontology annotation, cellular component: cytoplasm; nucleus; elongator holoenzyme complex. The record is from RefSeq and is a predicted model, not a curated record. NCBI's taxonomy places the organism in Eukaryota, Metazoa, Arthropoda, Copepoda, Calanoida, Temoridae. The transcript has 17 exons. Gene Ontology annotation, biological process: tRNA wobble base 5-methoxycarbonylmethyl-2-thiouridinylation. Gene Ontology annotation, molecular function: acyltransferase activity, transferring groups other than amino-acyl groups; iron-sulfur cluster binding.